AAGCGCAAGCGCGACGAAGAAGAGCAGCAAGCUACCCCUGGAUCCGCCGGCAAGCGACGAAAGCGCACCUCAUCAGUCGCAUCAGCAGAUUUGAGCGAAGACGAUCGAUUCCUCGUUCAGCUCAAGGAGGACGAGAACCUGCCAUGGAAAGACAUUGCCACUCGCUUCCAGACUGAGAAGGGCAAGAACUUUCAAGUCGCCGCGCUUCAGAUGCGCUACAAGCGUCUGCGUGAGAAGUUUCGCGUCUGGGAAGACCAAGAUGUCCAGGCUUUGAAGCUGGCGCACGAGUACUGGGAAAAGUACAAAUGGGAGAUCAUUAAACGACCGCUGACAGCAUGCCUGCAGAUGCUCGACUUCGGCAUUCAAGAACGCUGGCCUGCACGCCAUGCCGCGCGCAAAUGGCAGGAACUCGAAGCCACAGCUACG
Pseudocercospora fijiensis CIRAD86 is the source of this 426-nucleotide messenger RNA. RefSeq lists its product as uncharacterized. The record is from RefSeq and is a predicted model, not a curated record. Lineage: Eukaryota; Fungi; Ascomycota; Dothideomycetes; Mycosphaerellales; Mycosphaerellaceae. The transcript has 2 exons. The annotation marks the transcript as partial.